This is a messenger RNA of Coregonus clupeaformis (lake whitefish), 1480 nucleotides long. RefSeq names its product GINS complex subunit 4 (Sld5 homolog) (gene gins4). The transcript has 8 exons. The coding region runs from base 201 to 884 and encodes 227 amino acids. Gene Ontology annotation, biological process: DNA-templated DNA replication; double-strand break repair via break-induced replication. Gene Ontology annotation, cellular component: GINS complex. NCBI's taxonomy places the organism in Eukaryota, Metazoa, Chordata, Actinopteri, Salmoniformes, Salmonidae. The record is from RefSeq and is a predicted model, not a curated record.
UGGCGCGAACUUUAACCGGAAGUGUGCGUUUCCUGUUUGUAGUGUCUGUGUUGUGCAGUCGAAAUCGAGCUUUACAGUGUUGUUAUUUGUAGCUGUAAUGUAGAAUGUUAACAUUCUGCGUAGUUCAACAGAGUACCAACGUUUUCUGGUCAGCUGCUGAAUAUUUAUUGUAAACUAAGCAAGUCAGCUUAAGAGCAAUUAUGUCGGAUGCGUUGUCUGAUGAUCAUGAUGCCAGCGACAUGAGCGGAGGAGAUGACGGCCAAGAAGAUGUGAUGACUCCAUCGGAACUGAUUGGGAAACUGGAAGAGGCCUGGCUGAAUGAGAAGUUCUCUCCUGAGCUUCUAGAGAACAAGUCAGAGAUGGUGGAGUGUGUGAUGGAGCAGCUGACUCACAUGGAGGCCAAUCUGCAGCGGGUUAGGAAGGGUGAUAUGAAGGCCAGUGUCCACCGCAUGGAGAUUGACAGGAUCCGCUAUGUCCUCAGCAGUUACCUCCGCUCUCGCCUCCAAAAGAUUGAGAAGUUUUUCCCUCAUGUCUUGGAGAAAGAGAAGUCUCGAGCGGAGGGAGAUCCUUCAUUCCUGUCUCCAGAGGAGUUUGCCUUUGCCAAAGAAUAUCUGGCCAACACAGAGACCUAUCUGAAGGCUGUAGCUCUGAAACACAUGCCCCCAAAUCUACAGACGGUGGAUAUGCCAAAAGCAGUGCCAGAGCCCUGUCUGGACUCCUUUGUGUUCCUGCGUGUGAGGGAGAAACAGGAAAACAUCUUGGUGGAACCUGAGACAGACGACCAGAGAGAGUAUGUUGUGGAUCUUGACGAGGGUUCUCAGCAUCUGAUGCGGUAUCGCACUAUAGCACCUCUGGUUUCAAGUGGAGCAGUACAGCUCAUUUAAUUGUCAAGGUGCCUCUGUCCUUGGUUCAGAUGCAGUUGUUAGUUUCCAGUUGUGAUGGCGGAUGACCAGAGGAACACUGACUCCCUUCAUUGAACAUUGACUACAUUGAUUGAAGUACAUUGAGGAGGGCGAUAUGGACAUUAUUUGUGGACUACCAACUCUUCAAGAGCCGGGCAUGAACUGGAAUGUCUGCAAAUAUGUCACUGACUUGUCAAACUGUGUUACGUACCUGAGGACACUCCUUUCUCUCACAUGAAGCCUGCUUAUAGUUAUAAUGAUGAUUGUUGGAUACAUAGGAGGCUAUAAGUGAGAGAGACUUGAGGAUGACAGGAAUACAUGAAUGGCACAUCAUGGUGUCUACAUGUACAUUAUAAGGUUGAGAGGUACAAACAAAUAUAGUGAAUGUAUUGAUUUCAACAGUGUGUUUGUUGCUUCUACAAUAAAUGUGAUUUGAAUGGUGUAUAGAAUGUCUCGGUGGUCAUAUACAGUGUACACAUAUCAUUGCCAUUUGCCAAAGGAAAAGAGAAUGCUCUUGCUUUCCAACCACAGUGCAAGCAUGAAUUUGUAUUUGGCAUGCUGCCUCGGUCAUAUGAUGU